Molecule: messenger RNA, 4104 nt
Organism: Thamnophis elegans (Western terrestrial garter snake)
Lineage: Eukaryota; Metazoa; Chordata; Lepidosauria; Squamata; Natricidae
Gene: PDP1
Product: pyruvate dehyrogenase phosphatase catalytic subunit 1
Exons: 2
Coding region: 281-1891 (536 amino acids)
Biological process (GO): protein dephosphorylation
Molecular function (GO): cation binding; protein serine/threonine phosphatase activity
Source: RefSeq, a predicted model, not a curated record
UCCGACUCGCUUUUUUUUUCCCCGCUCCCAUCCGCUGCGCGGCUGCAGCGAGAAGUCGAGGCAGGCGCGCGCCCGCCGCUGGCCACUCGGCCUUCUGGGUGGGAGGGGGAGAGGCCGAGUCGCCCCAUCUACGGCGGCCGCGGAAGGGCGGGACGGCGGCCGCCUCUCUCGCUGUCCUCUUAACCCGCUGCCCUCGCCGGGUACCGUCACCUUCCCUCUUCCCCAUCUCUGGCCAGCAAUUCCAGUAAAAAGCUCCAGACUGCCAUUGUUCUCUGAUGCCAUGCCAGCACCAGCUCAACUACUACUCCCAUUAAUUCGCAACUGUGAGAUUGGCAGGAUAUAUAGUACUGCAUGUUACUGUCACCACAAACAUGUAUGUUGCUUGUCCCCUCCCGUAACUCACAAGCACUUGCGGUAUGUUCCUCAGAAGAAGCUUGCAACGCUUUGCAGACCAAAGGAAAACUUCAGUCAGUUUAUUCAUGCAAGAAACUAUGUCUCCACACCACAGCGAUUUUACCUCACGCCUCCACAAGUCAACAGCAUCCUUAAGGCAAAUGAAUAUAGUUUCAAAGUGCCAGAGUUCGAUGGCAAAAAUGUAAGUUCUGUUCUUGGCUUUGACAGCAACCAGCUGCCAGCCAAUGCUCCCAUAGAGGAUCGAAGAAGUGCAGCGACUUGUUUACAGACAAGAGGCAUGCUUCUGGGUGUAUUUGAUGGCCACGCAGGAUGUGCAUGUGCCCAGGCUGUCAGUGAGCGAUUGUUUUAUUAUAUAGCUGUUUCUUUGUUGCCCCACGAAACUUUACUUGAAAUAGAAAAUGCUGUUGAAAGUGGUAGGGCCCUGUUGCCCAUCUUACAGUGGCAUAAGCACCCUAAUGACUAUUUCAGUAAAGAAGCCUCCAAAUUAUACUUCAACAGCUUGCGAACUUACUGGCAAGAACUCAUAGAUCUUAACACUGGAGAAACAACAGAUGUCAAAGAAGCUUUAAUUAAUGCAUUUAAGAGGCUUGACAAUGACAUUUCUUUGGAAGCACAAGUUGGAGAUCCAAAUUCUUUUCUUAACUAUUUAGUAUUGCGUGUAGCUUUUUCUGGUGCAACUGCUUGUGUGGCUCAUGUAGAUGGGGUUGAUUUGCACGUUGCCAAUACUGGUGAUAGUAGAGCCAUGCUUGGUGUCCAAGAAGAGGAUGGCUCUUGGACUGCUGUUGCUUUGUCUCAUGAUCAUAAUUCAUACAAUGAAAGUGAAAUUGAACGACUUAAGAUGGAACAUCCAAAGUCUGAAGAAAAGAGUGUCGUCAAACAAGAUCGGCUAUUGGGUUUACUUAUGCCUUUCCGAGCUUUUGGUGAUGUCAAAUUUAAGUGGAGCAUUGACCUUCAGAAGAGAGUAGUAGAAUCUGGUCCCGAUCAACUCAAUGAUAAUGAAUAUACAAAGUUUAUUCCACCAAACUAUCAUACUCCGCCAUAUCUCACAGCUGAGCCUGAAGUGAUACACCACAAAUUGAGACCUCAGGACAAAUUCCUGAUACUAGCAACAGAUGGUUUGUGGGAAACAAUGCACAGGCAGGAUGUAGUUAGAAUUGUAGGUGAGUAUCUUACAGGUGUUCAUCAUCAGGAGCCAAUAGCUGUUGGUGGUUACAAGGUAACAUUGGGACAAAUGCAUGGACUUCUUACUGAAAGGAGAGCUCGUGUCUCUUCAGCCUUUGAAGAUCAGAAUGCUGCAACUCACUUGAUACGCCAUGCUGUAGGAAAUAAUGAAUUUGGCACUGUGGAUCAUGAACGGCUCUCUAAGAUGCUCAGUCUUCCGGAAGAGUUGGCUCGGAUGUACAGGGAUGAUAUCACAAUUAUAGUAGUACAAUUCAAUUCCCAUGUUAUUGGUGCAUGUCAAAAUGAAGAAUUCUGAAUUGAUGUGACAAACUAAACUUCACAGAACAAAAUGAAACAAUGACCAGUAUUGAGUGCUAUAAAUCACAGUAAAACACUUUAUUAUCAUCAGGUCAUUAGAAUUAUAACUGGAGCAAAUAUAAUUUGCAAAAAACCUUGGACAAUGGUCAAAAUGUUACUUAUCUGAUUUAAACUACCAGGAGAACAAAACCAACUUUGCACUAAGUAGUCUGUUUGAUUGAACAAUGGCUUGUAAUUUGGGAUUAUUUGGUGGUAGUAAAUCUUCAUAUGCAUCAGAGCAAUGUCCUUCAGGGCAAAAAUAAUUGUAUUUAUCACAUGUAAAUUCCAAUGUAGGUAGGUAUCUAAGUUGCUUUAGAAAACUUUGGAUGAUAAUUUGGUUAUAAAACUGAACUUGAAUAGGGCUGUUGACUUUUAUACCUACGAAGCAGCUGUUGUGUCUUUCCUUCAGGAAAGGAAGGGAAUGUAUUUUUUAACAGUCAGUACAUGUCUUGAAAUCAUAUCUAACUAUCUUAUCUUGGGUAGUGAUAUAUCUGUUGAAACACAUGCCUGUAAUAUUGAUGUUAAAAGUCCAAGUUUAAGCCAUAAAUAUCCUAAGCCUAUCCAGCAGUAUUAGAAAUUGAAGACCGUUUUGCAUCAAAAGCUAAUAGAUUUUGCACAGUUCAAAGGGCAAUAAAUUAUUAGAAGGUUAGAUAACUAAAUGGAAAAGUGCAAAAAAAAAAACCAUCCCUCUUUGGCUUAUGUUAUAAAUCUGAAAUUUACUUUUGUGAAUCUUGACUUUCAAUCAGACUCAUCAAAUCUAUUUCUGCUCAUCUUGGGUUUAGUGUUGUAUUUAAAUAAACGGUAGUGACUUAGUAAAUUUGUGUAGUCACAUGUUUAUAGUCUGAAUUAAAGUUUGGUCUUCUGGGUGUGUUAAGUAUUACAAAGCAAAAAAAAAUGUACCUGUUUGUUUGGUUGCCACAGUGACUUGAAAACCAUGUAAUAAAAAUUGUAAAUAGAAAGUGGCAGAGAAAAGUCUGCAUGCUAUAUACGUAAUACCACUAGCAGUGCAACAUCAACUCCUUUCAAAUUUAUUACUGGUGUGUAAACUUGCUUACAUCCCAGAUCUCUUCCUAAUGUUGCAUGACUGAUCUCUGAACUAUAUGCCAUAUAAUGGUAUAUUUGGAAAUGCAGGUAAAUUUUUAAAAAAUUCUUAGCAAUUACAAUUUGAAUGUUUUUGAUUUAAUGCCAGACUCAAGGCUUCACAAAUGUCACCUGCCUUAUAAUAUUGAACUAGUUUUUAUCACUUCAUAAAAAGACAGUAUAACUAUAUGAAUCAUUGCUUAAUAUUUUCCUCAAGUUCAUAUCUACAUUUGAGGCAUUAGCAAAUGAACAUUAAUAUCUGUGCUUCUCUGUUUAAAUAUCUUGUACGUAUUCCACUUGAACUGCAUUUGACUUUCUAUCACACAUGUGAUUGUUUAAGCUGACACAUUUUAGAAUAUGUCAGUGUUCUUCACAGCUAAAUAUAUAAAAAGAAAAAAGAACAAUGGGCUAACUCUGUCCUUAGUAAACCCAAGCACUAUGUGUAUGAAUGUUUCCAGCACUUAGGUUUUGUAGCACUAAAGUCCUCUUGGUUCCUUAGCAUACAUUAAGAGACAUAUAUGUCUAUAAGAUUGCAAGUAUUGAAAUGCAAAGACAUACAAUAUGUAAUUGCAUCACUUUCCUAAAUGGAUAUUCUUUAUAAAUGUAACUUGAUGGAAAAUUCCUAUCUGCAGCCUUAAAAAGAAGAUAGUCUUCUCUUUCUGUGUCCAAAGAAGUAAUAGCUUUCAUUUAAUUAUAGCUUUCAUUCAUAUUUCUCAGCUAAUUUUAUUUAUUGUAUUAAUGACAAAGCAGUUUAAGUUGUCACCUUUAUAAAUGGAGUAGAAUUGUUAAAACCAUAUGUUACAUUAUUCAUUUUCUUAGAUAUUUGUGACAUCUGUAAUACAUGUAAAUGUAUCUUUGUGGCUUGGUUCUAUUAUAAUGAAUGGUAUUAAGUCCUGGCCCUAUAUAUUCAGCAUUUUGGGGAGAGUUGGUGGUCUUGUACAUACAGAUAUGAACAUAAGAAUUAACUUUAAUUUCUCAGAAUAUGUUUGCAUUGAAAGGGGAGGGGAAAUGGCUUUUUCAACACCACACAAUAUAGUCCAAGAACAAAUAACUUUUUAGUAAAUUUCAAUAAAAACAAUUAUUGGAAACAUG